AUGUCAUUGAACAACACAGCGGACUCGGAUCUUCCAACUCAACCCCUUGUCAUCCCCAUUUACGCUCCUCAAGAGCCAGCUUCUGCUAUUGGGAGAUGGCUGUCGGAUAUGAUCCACAUGGGCCAAGUCGACUUUCGACAACACAGUAGUCUUAAUCCCGACGAGGGCGGAUCUCAAACCAUGGUCGGCAAUCGGAACAGACCACCCCGAACUCCUCAGACCACUUCCGACGCUGAUACGACAACCUCUACUGAUAUGGAACCUACCGUCUCUGAUUCUUCAGAGGAUAUGUCUUAUUUGUCUGAUUUUGCUCGUGAUGGUCUUCAGGAUGACUACAAAGGUAUCGUCGUUGGAGUUGUGACACUUCGACGAACGCACGGCCGUGACCAUACUACGGUCAAUUACGUCGACGACGAGGUAGUCAUCUACAACCACAACCGCACCCCCGAGGAACAUCGAGCGUACAACCUACUCGACGAAGCAUACAGACGUGCGACCUACCAGGAAGGAUUACUCCUCGAUCGACCGGUAGCACCGACGCCUCAGAGACAGGCAACUAUCGAACACAUCCGUCAACAGACUCUUGACCGGAUCGGAAGGACUCACGCACGAGCCGUCCUUCACAGCCCCGUUUGGAACGAAUAUUGCCUGAGCGUCGGUUCUUGGGCACCAAACCAGGCAAGCCUCGAGUUUACUAUCCUUGACGAACUCGAGCAUUGGGUACUCCGCGACGACGGGUACGACGGGUACGACGCGGACGACGAACUACCAUCACUCGUCAACACCGAGCAAGAAUCAUCGGCAGGCAACCCCUCGAGCCCCGAACCACUAGACAUCUUCUCCUUCCUUACGAGAAUUCGGGACAACGCGAGCGCGUUGUAUGACAUCACCAACCACCAUUCGACCCUUACCCCGAUCUCCGAGCAAGCACACAUCCAGGUUCUCAUCGAACAAGUUCAGCAGGUCGUCAACACCCUUCAUAAUCUCCAACGGCUCGUCAGCCCACCCCUUCCCCCCAUCCCCGUUAGCCACGACCCAGAAGAACGCCACAGAUCCAGUUACUUUGCUGCUCGAAUUCGCGAACAGGCCGAGAAUCUUCAUAACAUUCAGAGUCUUUUGGACCCGGACUUCGCCGAACACUGCCGACGCCUACAUCUACUCAUUGGGGCCAGGGAACUAUACGAAUCUCACCGUCGCAUCAUUCGAAACGGAUACGAGUCCCCUGACGCUAGUUCCGAUUCCGACUAUUCGGCGACUCUACGCAACUUCCACCUGGACUAG
Messenger RNA from Dichomitus squalens LYAD-421 SS1, 1281 nucleotides. RefSeq lists its product as uncharacterized. Bases 1 to 1281 code for a protein of 426 amino acids. NCBI's taxonomy places the organism in Eukaryota, Fungi, Basidiomycota, Agaricomycetes, Polyporales, Polyporaceae. The transcript has 5 exons. The record is from RefSeq and is a predicted model, not a curated record.